This is a messenger RNA of Rosa rugosa (rugosa rose), 2031 nucleotides long. Its product is annotated as probable LRR receptor-like serine/threonine-protein kinase At1g05700. Gene Ontology annotation, molecular function: protein binding; protein tyrosine kinase activity; ATP binding. NCBI's taxonomy places the organism in Eukaryota, Viridiplantae, Streptophyta, Magnoliopsida, Rosales, Rosaceae. The coding region runs from base 1 to 2031 and encodes 676 amino acids. The transcript has 14 exons. The record is from RefSeq and is a predicted model, not a curated record. Gene Ontology annotation, biological process: protein phosphorylation.
AUGUCUAAUGUAUGCUUCAUCAGCAUUGAUUGCGGCAUAGCUGUAAAUUUUAGUUAUACUGACAUGAAUACAGGCAUCAAGUACAUUUCAGAUGCAAGAUUCAUAGACACUGGUGAAAGUAAGUCAGUAUGGCCCAAUCAAAGAAAUAACUACACACAGCCAUACUGGAAUCUUAGGAGAUUCCCAGAAGGAACCAGGAACUGCUACAAAAUAAAUGUCACAAGUGGAAUGAAGUAUUUGAUUCGAGCAGGUUUCUUUUAUGGAAAUUAUUACGGCGAUAAUAAGUUACCAGUAUUCGAACUACAUCUUGGAGCUAACUCGUGGGAUAAUGCUCUGGGAUAUAUACCAUUUAUAUCAGCUAUAGAGCUAAGGCCUUUACCUAAUGAGACUUAUCAAACACAAACGGGUUCCUUAGAACUUGUUUCGCGGUAUGACACUGGUCAAAUGGGUACUCGUAGAGGAUACAGGUUUCCAUUUGAUAUUUUUGAUCGCGUCUGGUCGCGUGCAUAUAACGUCGAUGAUUCGGCACAAUUAAGUACACCAUUGACUGUUAACACUUAUUAUCACAAUAAAUACCAUCCACCGUCUUAUGUCAUGCGUACUGCCGCCACGCCGAGAGAUCCAAAUGAUCCUUUGAAUAUCCGGUUGCCACCUUCUAAUGAUAUCAAUGCAGAAUAUCAUAUUUACAUGCACUUUGCAGAAGUUGAAAAGCUCCAACCCAACCAGUUUAGACGGUUCAACAUCACUAGGAAUGGAGACUCCUUUUAUGGGUCAGUUACUCCUAGUUACUUGUACACAGUUACUAUUUCUAGCUCUAAAGCUUUUGGCGGACAACAAAAUAAUUUUUCAAUCUUCAAGGCUGAGAACUCUAGUCUUCCACCCAUACUCAAUGCAUUUGAGAUUUAUAAGGUGAAAGAAUUCUCAGAAUUGGAUACAGACCAAGAAGAUGUUGUUGCAAUCACAAACAUCAAGGAAACUUAUAAAAUUCGGAAAAACUGGCAAGGAGAUCCAUGUUCCCCUCAAGCUUACUCAUGGGAGGGCAUAAACUGUAGCUAUCAUGCUGUCACGCCCCGGCUUGUAAGUUUGAACUUGUCUUCGAAUGGAUUAACAGGGGAGAUAGCUCUUUCUAUAUCCAAUCUGGCAAAGAUACAAACUCUGGAUUUAUCAAACAACAACUUAACAGGUUCAAUUCCAGAGUUGUUGUCUCAAUUACCAGAUCUAAAUUUCAUAAACUUGGAGAAAAACAAGCUUACAGGCUCAGUUCCAGUUGGAUUAAUUGAGAAGAGGAAGAAUGGUUUGUUAUCACUAAGAUAUACUAUAUUCUCAAGGGGGCUUGAGAAAAUGGCUAAGUGCAAUAAGCCACAGAAGAAUGAUCAACAUUCGAUCAAGUACAGGUGGUACCCAAUUGGCCAGGCAUCCUCUCGGCUUGCUAAUUUCGUUCAUGAAAGAUCUGCCGACACAGUUUCUAGAAAAAGUAAUGAGCAAGGGAAUAGAAAAUCGCAGCACAAGUCUCCUGAGAUAUUGAGCACUACUGAGCUCAUCUCAGCGGUUGGCCAGAUAUGGGAUUAUGCAAUCUCGGGAGAUGUCACAAAUGUGAAAGCCACUAUUCAAUUGGGCUCAAUGGAAUCGACAAAACGAAAAUUUACCUACUCUGAGAUACUCAAGAUUACCAACAACUUUGAAAGGAUUCUUGGAAAAGGUGGGUUCGGAACCGUUUAUCAUGGUUACCUAGACAAGACUCAAGUGGCUAUCAAGAUGCUUUCACCGUCAGCAGUUCAAGGAUUUCAACAAUUUCAUGCAGAGGUUGAUCUUCUUAUGAGGGUUCAUCACAAAAACUUGACAAAUCUUGUUGGAUAUUGCAAUGAUAAAACUAGAGUAGGCCUGGUCUACGAGUAUAUGUGCAAUGGAAACUUACAAGAACAUCUUUCAGAUAGUAGUUCAAAUAUCUUGACUUGGAAAGAACGACUUCGAAUAGCAAUAGAUGCUGGAUACUACCUAUCAAGUAGGUUAAAUGAGAAGAGUGAUGUGUAA